GCUUUACGGCUUCCUGUUUAACGAUUUCCUGCUCCUCACGCAGAUCAUCAAACCUCUAGGCUCGUCUGGAACGGACAAAGUCUUCAGUGCGAAAUCCCACCUGCAGUAUCGCAUGUACAAAACGCCCAUCUUUCUCAAUGAGGUGCUGGUGAAGCUGCCCACUGAUCCUUCAGGAGAUGAACCCAUAUUCCACAUAUCUCACAUCGACAGAGUCUACACUAUACGGGCUGAGAGCAUCAACGAGCGGACGGCUUGGGUGCAGAAGAUCAAAGCUGCAUCUGAGCUCUUCAUCGAAACAGAGAAGAAGAAGAGAGAGAAAGCCUACUUGGUGAGGUCUCAGAGGGCCACUGGUAUCGGGCGGCUAAUGGUGAACAUUGUUGAAGGCAUUGAGUUAAAGCCCUGCCGCUCAAAUGGGAAGAGUAACCCAUACUGUGAGGUGACGAUGGGCUCUCAGUGUCACGUCACUAAGACGCUGCAGGACACUCUAAACCCUAAAUGGAACUCAAACU
This is a messenger RNA of Sinocyclocheilus anshuiensis, 509 nucleotides long. Its product is annotated as intersectin-1-like. The annotation marks the transcript as partial. The transcript is spliced from 5 exons. Lineage: Eukaryota; Metazoa; Chordata; Actinopteri; Cypriniformes; Cyprinidae. The record is from RefSeq and is a predicted model, not a curated record. Gene Ontology annotation, biological process: positive regulation of Rho protein signal transduction.